AUGAACUUAAAGAGGCCUGACCAUAAACUGAACCGUGGACAGAGCCUGAAGCCUCUGGAGCGGGUCAGGAGCGGGUCAGGAGCGGGUCAGGAGGGGGUCAGGAGCGGGUCAGGAGCGGGUCAGGAGCGGGUCAGGAGCAGGUCAGGAGCAGGUCAGGAGCGGGUCAGGAGCAGGUCAGGAGCGGGUCAGGAGCGGGUCAGGAGCAGGUCAGGAGCGGGUCAGGAGCGGGUCAGGAGCGGGUCAGGAGCGGGUCAGGAGGGGGUCAGGAGCAGGUCAGGAGCGGGUCAGGAGGGGGUCAGGAGCGGGUCAGGAGCAGGUCAGGAGCAGGUCAGGAGCGGGUCAGGAGCGGGUCAGGAGCGGGUCAGGAGCAGGUCAGGAGCAGGUCAGGAGCGGGUCAGGAGCGGGUCAGGAGCGGGUCAGGAGCAGGAGAGGUCAGGAGCGGGUCAGGGAGGGGGGGGGUCAGGAGCAGGUCAGGAGCGGGUCAGGAGCGGGUCAGGAGCGGGUCAGGAGCGGGUCAGGAGGGGUCAGGAGCAGGUCAGGAGCAGGUCAGGAGCGGGUCAGGAGCGGGUCAGGAGCAGGUCAGGAGCGGGUCAGGAGGGGGUCAGGAGCGGGUCAGGAGCGGGUCAGGAGCAGGUCAGGAGCGGGUCAGGAGGGGGUCAGGAGCGGGUCAGGAGCAGGUCAGGAGCAGGUCAGGAGCGGGUCAGGAGCGGGUCAGGAGCAGGUCAGGAGCGGGUCAGGAGGGGGUCAGGAGCGGGUCAGGAGCAGGUCAGGAGCGGGUCAGGAGCAGGUCAGGAGCGGGUCAGGAGCGGGUCAGGAGCGGGUCAGGAGGGGGUCAGGAGCAGGUCAGGAGCGGGUCAGGAGCGGGUCAGGAGCGGGUCAGGAACGGGUCAGGAGCGGGUCAGGAGCGGGUCAGAAGCAGGUCAGGAGCGGGUCAGGAGGGGGUCAGGAGCAGGUCAGGAGCGGGUCAAGAACGGGUCAGGAGCAGGUCAGGAACGGGUCAGGAGCAGGUCAGGAGCGGGUCAGGAGGGGAUCAGGAGCAGGUCAGGAGCGGGUCAGGAGCGGGUCAGGAGCAGGUCAGGAGCGGGUCAGGAGCGGGUCAGGAGCGGGUCAGGAGCGGGUCAGGAGCGGGUCAGGAGCGGGUCAGGAGCGGGUCAGGAGCGGGUCAGGAGCAGGUCAGGAGCGGGUCAGGAGCAGGUCAGGAACGGGUCAGGAGCGGGUCAGGAGCGGGUCAGGAGCGGGUCAGGAGCGGGUCAGGAGCAGGUCAGGAGCGGGUCAGGAGCGGGUCAGAAGCGGGUCAGGAGGGGGUCAGGAGCGGGUCAGGAGCGGGUCAGGAGCAGGUCAGGAGCGGGUCAGGAGAGGGUCAGGAGCGGGUCAGGAGCGGGUCAGGAGCAGGUCAGGAGCGGGUCAGGAGGGGGUCAGGAGCGGGUCAGGAGUGGGUCAGGAGCAGGUCAGGAGCGGGUCAGGAGGGGGUCAGGAGCGGGUCAGGAGCAGGUCAGGAGCGGGUCAGGAGCAGGUCAGGAGCGGGUCAGGAGGGGGUCAGGAGCAGGUCAGGAGCGGGUCAGGAGCGGGUCAGGAGGGGGUCAGGAGCGGGUCAGGAGCAGGUCAGGAGCGGGUCAGAAGCGGGUCAGGAGGGGGUCAGGAGCGGGUCAGGAGCGGGUCAGGAGCAGGUCAGGAGCGGGUCAGGAGAGGGUCAGGAGCGGGUCAGGAGCGGGUCAGGAGCAGGUCAGGAGCGGGUCAGGAGGGGGUCAGGAGCGGGUCAGGAGCAGGUCAGGAGCGGGUCAGGAGCAGGUCAGGAGCGGGUCAGGAGCGGGUCAGGAGCGGGUCAGGAGGGGGUCAGGAGCGGGUCAGGAGCGGGUCAGGAGGGGGUCAGGAGCGGGUCAGGAGCGGGUCAGGAGCAGGUCAGGAGCGGGUCAGGAGAGGGUCAGGAGCGGGUCAGAAGCGGGUCAGAAGCGGGUCAUCACCAACGAACAAUCAAUCAUUUACAACUAA
Knipowitschia caucasica is the source of this 1989-nucleotide messenger RNA. The record is from the annotation of a GenBank genome assembly. Lineage: Eukaryota; Metazoa; Chordata; Actinopteri; Gobiiformes; Gobiidae.